Molecule: messenger RNA, 1700 nt
Organism: Oncorhynchus nerka (sockeye salmon)
Lineage: Eukaryota; Metazoa; Chordata; Actinopteri; Salmoniformes; Salmonidae
Gene: mtrf1l
Product: mitochondrial translational release factor 1-like
Exons: 7
Coding region: 325-1662 (445 amino acids)
Biological process (GO): translational termination
Molecular function (GO): translation release factor activity
Source: RefSeq, a predicted model, not a curated record
CUACCUAUGUGCAAAAACCAACAUGUCAGCGCCCUUGAGCUGCACCUCUCAAAUAACUUCUCUGGCUUUGGCGAUGGUUAGCUAGCUACGAUAAAUGAACAUCCAGAAAAAAAUGAUUUAUGGAAAAUAGUCGUUAUGGUCGAUACAACUGUACACACUAUCCAAAACCCUUCAGAACGUCAUAUCACUUCAAUUAGCUGUCGUUGCGUAGUGCAAAACAAAUCAGCUAGCUAACUAGAUAAUAUGCUAAACAAAUCAACAAAUUAUAAAGAGUAAUAUUGUUCCACUGUUGUAUUGAGCCUUUUAUGCGAACCAUUGUUUAGUAUGGCUUUUACUCAAGCUGUCAAAAUGCACGUAGGGAACGUGUGUGGUCGGUCCUGGAUGUCCUCUUACCAGAGGGGGUCUACUGUCAUGUCCCAAAGACAAAGAGAUUACGGAGCGGUUCUAUGCGGUAGAUGUCAAAAUUCGUCCCAAAAGCUUUGCCCAAAUAGUAGAGCUAUGCAUGCAACUCGGCCAUUGAUGAUUACAAAGUUACUGUCAGUGGACGAGAUCUUUGCCAGAAGAUCACUACAGGAUUACAUCAAGAAGAUGGAGACAGAGUACAGAGAUAGUCUGACAGUUGUCAACAUGACAGAGGGACAGCAGGACGGUGAAGAGGAAUUGAGAGUGAAGAGAACAAGAGUUUCUGUACUAGCCCCACUAAUCCAGUACACCAGAGAGCUUCAGACAAAACAGCAGGAAUUUGCUGAAACUGAAACAUUACUGAAAGAUGACGACCCAGACAUGCGUGACCUGGCAGUCCUUGAGAGAGAGGCUUGUCAGAAAGCGAUUCAAGAUGUUAGACAAAAGAUCCUGUCCCUGUUGAUCCCUGAGGAGGAGUCAGACAUGAGUGACCUGGUCCUGGAGGUCACCGCAGGGGUUGGAGGUCAGGAGGCCAUGCUCUUCACUGCAGAGGUCUUUGACAUGUACCAGAGCUUUGCAGCACACCAGGGCUGGGGGUUUGACAUCCUGGAGUACAUGAAAAGUGAAAUAGGUGGGUUACGUCAUGCAUCAGCCAGUGUCAGUGGUCCUAAGAGCUACAAGAGGAUGAAGUUUGAGGCAGGUGUGCAUCGCGUGCAGAGAGUCCCUAAGACUGAGAAACAGGGCCGAAUGCACACCAGCACCAUGACCGUGGCAGUGCUACCCCAGCCUACAGAGAUCACUUUCACAAUUAAUGCGAAGGACUUGAGGAUUGAAACCAAGAGGGCGAGUGGAGCCGGGGGCCAGCAUGUCAACACCACAGACAGCGCAGUGCGAAUAGUUCAUCUACCGACAGGUGUGGUAUCAGAAUGCCAGCAGGAAAGAUCCCAGCUGAAAAAUAAGGAGAAGGCCAUGAAGGUUUUACGUGCCAAACUCUAUAGUAUGAGGCUGGAAGAAGAGACCAGUAAGCGAUAUACUGCACGGAAAGUCCAGAUUGGUACCAAAGGUAGAUCUGAGAAAAUCAGGACCUACAACUUUCCCCAGGACCGAAUCACAGAUCAUCGGAUUUUGAAAACAGUGCAUGAUGUCAGGGAGUUUCUUGUGGGCGAAGAGCAUCUAGAGGAAAUGAAUUUGGCACUAGAGGAGUUCUCUAACCAGGAGAUUCUCAUGGACAUUCUUGGAGAAAAUAACUCUGAUCAAUAAUAGUCUAUGUGGUAGUUUACAUUAAAUCUAUGAAGCUA